Molecule: messenger RNA, 2801 nt
Organism: Pogoniulus pusillus (Red-fronted tinkerbird)
Lineage: Eukaryota; Metazoa; Chordata; Aves; Piciformes; Lybiidae
Gene: SPNS2
Product: SPNS lysolipid transporter 2, sphingosine-1-phosphate
Exons: 14
Coding region: 124-1845 (573 amino acids)
Biological process (GO): lipid transport; transmembrane transport; sphingosine-1-phosphate receptor signaling pathway
Cellular component (GO): membrane
Molecular function (GO): transmembrane transporter activity; sphingolipid intramembrane carrier activity
Source: RefSeq, a predicted model, not a curated record
GCGGCAGCGGCGGCGGUGGGUCCCGCAGGCAGCGGCUGGAACGGGAUGCGGCGCUGAACGCUCUCACCGGCGGUCACUCCGCGCCCGAUUCUUUGCACGCCGCGGCUGCCUCCCCGCUAGUCCAUGAUGUGCCUGGAAAGCGACGGUUCGUCCGGUAUUAGCCCUGGUUGUGGCGGGCGGCUCCGUGCCGGUGACGAAGAAGAAGAGGACGACGGUGAACGGGGUUGCUGUGGACGGGGAACGGAAGGAGAGGUGCAAACCUUGUCGGGCAGGAUGAACCCGCCGGCAACCGGCAAACAUUCGGAACGUCCUGGUGCUCGCCCAAAAGCGCCGGGGCUCGGCCGCGCCCGGGUGGCGGCCGCCGGUAUCCUCAGCGUGGGCAACGUGCUCAACUACCUGGACCGGUACACGGUGGCAGGUGUGUUACUAGACAUCCAGCAGCACUUUGGAGUCAAAGACAGCGGGGCUGGCUUGCUGCAGACAGUUUUCAUCUGCAGCUUCAUGGUCGCAGCACCUAUCUUCGGUUACCUUGGUGACCGUUUCAACAGAAAGAUCAUUCUCAGCUGUGGGAUCUUCUUUUGGUCAGCUGUCACUUUUUCCAGCUCCUUCAUCACUGAGCAGUAUUUCUGGCUUCUUGUGCUCUCAAGAGGCUUGGUUGGCAUCGGUGAAGCAAGUUACUCCACUAUUGCACCAACCAUCAUAGGAGACCUGUUCACCAAAAACACGAGGACCCUUAUGCUCUCUGUUUUCUACUUUGCAAUCCCUCUUGGCAGUGGCUUGGGGUACAUCACUGGGUCAAGUGUGAAGCAGGUUGCUGGAGACUGGCACUGGGCGUUGAGGGUAUCUCCACUCCUGGGAAUGAUAACAGGGACACUCAUCUUGAUCUUCGUACCUGCUGCUAAAAGAGGAAAUGCUGAACAGCUCGGGGCCCAGCUGAAGGCUCAGACCUCAUGGCUAAGAGACAUGAAAGCACUGAUUAGAAACCGCAGCUAUGUGUUCUCAUCGUUGGCCACCUCAGCUGUCUCCUUUGCCACGGGGGCACUGGGCAUGUGGAUCCCUCUCUACCUACACAGAGCACAGGUGGUGCAGAAGACAGCAGAAACCUGCAGCUCACAGCCCUGUGGCACCAAAGACAGCUUGAUCUUCGGAGCCAUCACCUGCUUCACUGGCUUCCUGGGUGUCAUCACAGGGGCAGGGGCGACCAAAUGGUGCCGGUUAAAAACCCAGCGAGCUGAUCCUCUUGUCUGUGCUGUUGGCAUGCUAGGAUCAGCCAUCUUCAUCUGUCUGAUCUUCGUUGCUGCCAAGAGCAGCAUCGUGGGAGCCUAUAUUUGCAUUUUUAUUGGAGAAACUCUUCUGUUUUCAAACUGGGCUAUCACAGCAGACAUACUAAUGUACGUGGUCAUUCCAACACGCCGUGCAACCGCAGUGGCCUUGCAGAGUUUCACUUCGCACCUCCUGGGAGAUGCUGGCAGUCCUUAUCUGAUUGGAUUUAUCUCAGACCUGAUACGGCAAAGCACGAAGGAGUCCCCGGUCUGGGAGUUCCUCAGCCUGGGCUACGCUCUCAUGCUCUGCCCAUUUGUUGUCGUCCUGGGAGGGAUGUUCUUCCUGGCCACAGCCCUCUUCUUCCUCAGUGACCGAGCCAAAGCUGAACACUGGCAGAGCACCUGGCAUCACCAGCACGAAGCUCCCAUCAGGCUGUCUCCUCCAGCGAGCUGCUGCUCAGUGCAGCCUGAGCCACCAUCUCCAGAAGGAAAGGCAACUCUAUGCCAGUGGCUACCAGGAGAGCUGCACACAACUUUGAGGGUGAAUCCACUCGUGAUGCCACCAGCCUCUGUCAAAGUCUGAGAUGCUGCCCGUGAAGGAAACUCCUGCUCCCCCCUCACCACACCCAUCUCAAGCUCGAUGCCCUUCCACACUGGAAACCACUGGAGCUUCAGCUCCAUGCUACCCUGGCAGGGUUAUCCAGCACCAGAUCGAUCUCUCCACUCCAGCCUGCGGGGCCAGGCACCGGGAGCUGAGCAGGGCAGCCUGGAACACAAGGACCUCUCGAGCAUAAGGACGUUCACAGGUUCCUCUGAGCAUCAAAAGCAGCUGUCCCCUGGACCCACAACCUGCCACCUGAGUGAGUGACUGUAGAUUGUGAAUAUGGUUUUAGCUGUAGCCAACAAAGUCCACAAUGUUUAUAGGGCAACCUAACGUCCUAUUGAAUGCUGCUGUUCUGUCAGCACUCCCACACCCACAGACUGCACUAAGCUGGGGACCUAACUCUGUACAUCACCUUUUCUUUUACCACUGAAGGCUUGAUUCAGAUGAUUAUUUUUUAUUUAACUAUGUUGUAAGAUGCUUUAUCUCUGCUGAAGGCAUUAGAUGACAGAUAUAGAGAGGUAUAUAUUUAGAUGAGCAGGUGUCUUAUUUAAAGAUUGAAAAGCUGGAGCUGCCUGUGCAACCACAGCAGACAUCACAACGUCCACAACUCUCCUCCUCUCACUGCCCUGUUCUCAGGCUCUGCAAGGGCACCACAGGAAGACUUCCAGUGAUGACUGACUCGUCACCUGAGGCUGAGCAAAGGGGCAGAGGAGAGAGUUUCACUGCACUGGGUAUGCUGGUGGUUGCUACAGGAAGGCCCAGGACUUUGGACAGGAAUAGCUAGGGGCUCUAGAGUUUGCUCAACAUGCCAAAUUCAGCCUUGCCCAAGAGGUUUUAUAGAUACCAAAAUCCAGCUGGCUUAACUGCUUUACCUAGGGCCUGGUAGUGCAAUACUGCUGUGCCAGUGACAUCAGGCUUUGUUUACAUGCAUAUCA